Messenger RNA from Coffea eugenioides, 909 nucleotides. RefSeq lists its product as uncharacterized. Lineage: Eukaryota; Viridiplantae; Streptophyta; Magnoliopsida; Gentianales; Rubiaceae. Bases 1 to 909 code for a protein of 302 amino acids. The transcript has 3 exons. The record is from RefSeq and is a predicted model, not a curated record.
AUGGCGGACGAGCUGGUAGAAAUCUUGCAAAACUUUGAUCUUUCUAGUACAGAGCUCCAAAUGGCGAGUCUGGAGAAUGAGGAACUAAGUGGUGGAAUUAAGGAGUGUAAAAACAGUUUGAUUGGCAAGUUCAUUCUGUCGUCAGAGAGUGAAAGACAGAGGAUUCUGCUAGGAGGACCAUGGAUAAUUGACAACCAAAUGCUGGUGUUAAGUGAAUGGUAUGAAGGUAUUGAGGAGGAUGACAGGGCCUUCAGGUUAGCACCUUUGUGGAUUCAGGUUUGGAAUUUGCCGGUGCAUUGGAUGUCCAAGGAAGCAAGUAAAAAGAUAGGUGCAAGUUUUCACAAGGUUAGAGAGGUGAUUGUUCCUCAGAUGGGAGGUAAAGAAGGAAGACACCUGAAAAUCCUAGUGAUGACAGAUAUCUCUAAACCACUGCUUAGAGAAUCAAUUGUUAAAGUGAGGGAAACAACUAAAUGGGCGUGUUUUAAAUACGAGAGGUGCCUGGACUUUUGCUAUAAUUGUGGAAUCAUAGGACAUAGUGAAAGGACAUACAUGAGACAAGGAAAUACUGGGGAAGGAAAAAAGGAUAACCAGUUUGGUCCCUGGCUGCGUGCUGGCAUUGCAAGGAAACCACCUCAGAAUAAUCAGGCUAGCAUGGAUGGGGAAUGGAAAGAGCAAAGGACACCUGAAGAUCAGGAGACAGGGGUAGGUUCACAAAAAGAGAAAGGCUCUAUGGGUAAAACCAAAGAGGAUAAUGUGGAGGAAGAUAGAAUAACGGGUGAUAGGACUGCUCAGGUGGCACAGGAAGGUGACUAUAGGGAUCGUGGGGAACUAGUCCUAGAUAAGCAUUUAAAGUUAGUUAGAAAAACUGACCAGGAUAUAAGGAGAUUGUACGAAGGGGAGGAAGUAUGA